This is a messenger RNA of Sorex fumeus (smoky shrew), 597 nucleotides long. RefSeq names its product golgi associated RAB2 interactor 5A (gene GARIN5A). The coding region runs from base 1 to 597 and encodes 198 amino acids. The record is from RefSeq and is a predicted model, not a curated record. The transcript is spliced from 5 exons. NCBI's taxonomy places the organism in Eukaryota, Metazoa, Chordata, Mammalia, Eulipotyphla, Soricidae. Gene Ontology annotation, cellular component: nucleus.
AUGGCACUGAAGGGGAGGUAUGACUCUGAGCCGGCCCUCAAUGGAGCAGCGCUCGCCGCGGGCCGGCCCGGACGGCUCCAGCGCCACCUGAGCGGCGAGUUCGACCAGCUGCGAGACUUCCCCAUCUUCGAGAGCAACUUCGUGCAGGUGACCCGCUUAGGAGAAGUCGCCAACAAGGUGACAAUGGGGGUGGCGGCUUCCAGCCCAGCCCUGGAACUCCCGGAUCUGCUGCUGCUGGCCGGACCCGCCAAGGACAAUGGACGCCUGCAGCUGCUCGGGCUGUUCCCCCUGCAGUUUGUGCAGCUCUUUGUCCACGAUGAAAGCCACUGGCAGCUGAAAGUCAAGUUCCGUACAGGCCGCGCCUUCUACCUGCAGCUGCGGGCCCCCCCGGAGACCCGAGACCGGGAGUUCGGCCAGUGGGUACGACUGCUGUACCGGCUGCACUUCCACUCGGCUGUGGGCGCCGUGCCCUUCACGCAGGCCUGCUCGGCGCCCGACUUCUGGGAGGAGUCGGAUGAGGAGAGUCUGACGGGGCAGGAGCUGGACACCAUGGAAGCCAGACUGGACCCACAGGUGUCGGAUCUGUGGGGGCUCUGA